AUGCUUCUAUUUUUUCUUUUAUUUCAAAAUGUUUUUAUCAAUUAUUUUCUUUUUCUUUCUUUCUUUGCGUUUUUCUUUCUUUUUUUAUUUAAAUUUAAUUUUGAUGUUAUUUCUUUCUUUUUUCUCGUAGAUUCCGUUUCUCGAUCUCUUUUUCUUCCUUUGGCUGCUUUUUCAGUGUUUCCUCCUUUCUUAUCUUUUCUUUCGUUCUUUUUUGUCUUUUUCAGUUCUCUCUCUCUCUCUCUCUCUCUCUCUCUCUCUCUCUCUCUUUCUUUCUCUCUCUUUCUUUCAGUGCCUUUUCUGUGCUUCCAACUUUCUUUGUUUAUUUCAGUACUUGCCAUCUAUUUUCCGUCCUUCCCUCCUUCCUUCCUUCCUUCCUUCGCUCGCUUCUUUCACACUUUUCUUGCUCUCCUACUUACUUUCAAUGACGGACCGGUCGAAAAGUUAAACAUUUCUCACACUUUCCAAAAAGCCGAGCUACCCACAUAUCUUCUGUUUUAUUUGGCGUCUUUUUCUCUCUUUUUCUUUUCUUUCUGUAUUUCUUUCAUUAUUUGUUUAUAUGUCUUCUUUUCUCGUAAGGAAGACAUCGCUUACAGAGAGCGUAAAACUGGGAAUAACCAUAAAUUACUGAUUUCUACGUCCUACACACACUAUUUCUUUCUAUCUAUCUAUCUAUCUAUCUAUCUAUCUAUCUACCUAUCUAUCUAUCUAUCUAUCUAUCUUGCUCUGUUCACAAAUAUCUUGAUAUAUUCAUAUCUAUCUAUCUAUCUAUCUAUCUAUCUAUCUAUCUAUCUCAGCAUAUUUCUUCUCACAAUCCUGAAUUCAUUUCUUCCUAAGUUCCUGUUCGUUCGUUCGUUCUUUCUUUCUUUCUUUCUUUCUUUCUUUCUUUCUUUCUUUCUUUCUUUCUUUCUUUCUUUCUUCAGUCGUUUUUUAUUUUUUGUUUCAUACUUUCUUUAUUCUUUCCUACCUCAUACAGUUUUUCCUUUUCUCUCCUUAUAUUUCAUUCGGACCUUUCUAAAUAUAAUUUUCUUUUAUUCCCCAAUUCAUUGUUCAUCAUUUCCCUUCUUUACUUUCCUUCGUCAGUCUUCGAGUCUCAAGUUUGUUCUCUUGUUAUUUCCUUCAUCGUCUUUUUCUUGCCUUUAUUUAUUGCGUUAUUUGAUUUUUCUUCAUAUUCAUGUUUCCGUCCUUUUUUUUCUUUAUUCACUGUUUAUUUCCUUCCUUCUUUCAAAGCUGUUCGUCUGUUUUUCAUUGAUUAUGUUUUCUUUCCGUACGUAUCUACUUUCUUCUUCAUAUUAUUGUUUCAUUUCUUUUUUUCACUAUUUCUCUCAUUUUUUUCUUUCCAUUGAUCAUUUAUGUCUUCAUUCGUUCCUUCUUCAUUAUUUUCUUCUUAAUUUCUUGACAACUUUGUUCUUCUCUUUUCAACUUUCAUUUUCGUUUUCAUUCAUUAUCUUCCAAAUUCUUUUAUCCCUUUCCUCGGUUCUGUACACUUCUAUAUCUAUUUAUCUAUCCAUCCCACAUUCUUGGUUGGAGAGUGUGUCGAAUGACCUACCUUGUUACGAUUUGAAAAAUUUAGGGUGGAAAUGUUAUAUUAUUUAUGUAGUAAUCUUAUCUGUCACAUGGAUUUUCCCUCGCAUUCAUUGUACUGUUGGUUUUCUUUUCCUUAUGGUUAUCUAUCUAUCUAUCUAUCUAUCUAUCUAUCUAUCUAUCUAUCUAUCUAUCUAUCUAAUACUAUUCAUUAUCUAUCUAUCUAUCUAUCUAUCUAUCUAA
This is a messenger RNA of Acanthosepion pharaonis, 1764 nucleotides long. Lineage: Eukaryota; Metazoa; Mollusca; Cephalopoda; Sepiida; Sepiidae. The record is from the annotation of a GenBank genome assembly.